Molecule: messenger RNA, 1019 nt
Organism: Cadophora gregata
Lineage: Eukaryota; Fungi; Ascomycota; Leotiomycetes; Helotiales; Ploettnerulaceae
Exons: 2
Coding region: 133-1002 (289 amino acids)
Source: RefSeq, a predicted model, not a curated record
CAAUUCGCUUGCAAUACUUGGCGUUCUACGCUAAGCUGAUCAGCAAGAGUAUUUAGAUAUCCGAUAUAAACAUGCAAGACAUUACGAGAGUCUCCUUGCCUUCAUUCAGAGCUGGCUGAGAUUCGUAUCCGAAUGGAUAUUGCCCGAACACCUAACAACAUGGUACACGACAGUGAUACAGACAUCGAAAGGUGGGCAGAGCAACAAGUCCUCCGGGUAGAGAGUCUAUCCAAGCAACAAGUGCUUCUUGAGCUACUCGGUAUCAUGGAGGGGUAUAGCUACUCGUGGCAUUGCAUCAAUGAGUUUCUUCAAGCCCGAUUCGACGAGGGCAGUCUUGAUCGCUCACCCGUCGAUGGAGAUGUUUUAUUUGAGUGGAACAAUCUCUGUGAUGAGAAGCGAACGUGGGAGGAAAAUGGGUGUCUAUCAGUCAACGAUGCGGGCUUCAACAUAGAUUGCUUGAUCAAUCUCAUGAUAUUACCAGUCCAAGCGGGGCUUGGUAACGAAGUACUACGUCUUGUCACUAGUAAUAGAGACAAACCCGGUGCUUCUAUCGCAGUUUUGGGGGUAGGUCUCAAGGACUCGGAUCAUCUCAGGUCUCGGGCGGCUUCAUGGUUUAUGACUGAGAGCGACACUUCGUCAUUAGAGUCUGAAGAUAGCGAAUAUGUGGAUGACCAAGAGGAGACAGACGAUGAAGGGUCCGAGCACGUGGGUGUCGAGAAUCUCUGUGGAGGCGAAUCUGAUGAAGCGCGGAACGAAGAUGAGGUCAUGGGUAUUGGAUAUGGAAAUAUCAGUGAGAAGGGAUCUGACGAGGAGGAGAACGAAGACUCUGGGGACAGCUCUCUUACGUCGGAGGUGGAAAGCGACGACGAAGAGGAGAACGAAGACUCUGGGGACAGCUCUCUUACAUCGGAGGUGGAAAGCGACGACGAGGAUAUUGGAAGUCUUGGUGUGAGGAUUGUGGACAUCGAUGAUAAUGAUGAUGUCUCUGACUUCCUGCUCUGAACUCCGGAUUUAAAAUC